This is a messenger RNA of Penicillium taxi, 405 nucleotides long. RefSeq names its product 60S ribosomal eL37 domain-containing protein. The transcript is spliced from 4 exons. Gene Ontology annotation, molecular function: structural constituent of ribosome; RNA binding. The record is from RefSeq and is a predicted model, not a curated record. Gene Ontology annotation, biological process: translation. Lineage: Eukaryota; Fungi; Ascomycota; Eurotiomycetes; Eurotiales; Aspergillaceae. Bases 1 to 405 code for a protein of 134 amino acids. Gene Ontology annotation, cellular component: cytosolic large ribosomal subunit; ribosome.
AUGACUAAGGGUACAGGAUCUUUCGGAAAGCGCCACAACAAGACGCACACUCUCUGCCGUCGUUGUGUCUCGAAAUUUCACACAACGCAUAUGUUAUGGAGAGUUGAGAAUGACUUUACGGAUACCAUGGGUGGAAUUGGGCUGUUUCAAGACGGGACAACCGCUGACUGGGUUUCUUUUGCGAUCACAGGCCGCCGCUCUUUCCACAUUCAGAAGUCCACCUGCUCUGGCUGUGGUUACCCUGCCGCUAAGACCCGCAAGUACAACUGGUCUGAGAAGGCCAAGCGCCGCAAGACCACCGGUUCCGGCCGCCUGCGCUCCCUGCGUGAUGUCCACCGCCGCUUCUUGAACGGUUUCCAGACCGGUACUCCCAAGGGCGCCCGUGGUCCCGAGAACCACUCUUAA